AUGUAAAUAUCAUGCAGUGAAAUGUUAAGCAUGUAUAGCCUUUGCUUCCCUUCCAUCAGUUCUUUAAAUUGCUCCUCUUUUGGUAUCUCUUCCUGGUCUUGCAAAGUGUGCUGACAAGAGAGACUGGAGGUUGUUCCUUGCCCAAGUCUUUAUGUUCAAACUACAGCUGCUUCCCCCCUUAUCUCUGCUCACAUUUUCCCAUUCGGUAAGUUUGGAAAAUUCCUCUCCGAUUUCAUUGGAAAGGACAGGAAAUUCUCUUUGGGAGACGGUUGCCUAUUUCUCGCUCUAGUUUUGCUGCUCACAUCUGGAAAGGAUCUGACUUGGGAAAGGGAAAAUAUCUUUCUGAGCUCAGUGUGUGUAACUGACAUGGCAUGAACUAAGGGGAGCCUUUGGGGGCAAGAGAAACGCUUUUCUCCAUUCAUUUGAUCUCUGUCAACAACGUUUCAGUGGAAAUGCUUCCAAGCAGCAGAUCCCUGCUGGUGCUGUGGCUUUUGGUAUUUAGCUACAACAUGAUCCAUGGUCACAAUGAUGAAGACAAUGAGUUUCUGGAAAAUUCAUCCAAAUUACUGAAUCCAGACCCUAAUUUCCUGGCUCCAGACUGCCCUAGAGACUGUACCUGCACCCAGGAAGGAGUUGUGGAUUGUGGAGGGAUCGAUCUGAAAGAAUUUCCCAUAGAUUUACCAGAGUCGACAAGCCAUCUUUCCUUACAGAAUAAUCAGAUAGAAGAAAUCUUUCCAGAAGAGCUUGCACGUCUUUACAGACUAGAAACGCUCAAUUUACAGAACAACAGGCUCACUUCGAAAGGGCUUCCAGAGGAGGCAUUUGAACAGCUGGAGAAUCUGAAUUACUUGUAUCUUGCAAACAAUAAGCUAACUCUGGCUCCGAAAUUCCUACCAAAUACCUUGAUCAGUGCAGAUUUUGCAGCCAAUUACAUCACAAAGAUUUAUGGGCUCACGUUCGGACAGAAGCCAAACCUGAGAUCUGUGUAUCUUCACAACAAUAAACUUUCAGAUGCUGGGUUACCUGAUGAUAUGUUCAAUGGCUCUAAUAACGUGGAGAUAUUGAUCAUGUCCAGCAAUUUCCUGAAGUAUGUUCCAAAGAACCUGCCUCCAGCACUAUAUAAACUACACUUAAAGAACAACAAACUAGAGAAGAUUCCCAAAGGAGCCUUCAAUGAACUUGCAGGCCUUCGAGAGCUGUAUUUGCAGAACAACUACUUGACUAACGAAGGGAUGGACAAUGAAACCUUCUGGAAACUAUCCAGCCUUGAAUAUCUGGAUUUGUCCAGCAAUAAUCUUUCACAAAUCCCGAGUGGCUUACCUCGAAACAUCGUCCUCCUUCACCUGGAGAAGAAUGCAAUUAAGACGAUUGGCAGAGAUGUCUUGAUCCAAAUUAGAAACCUUGAGUACCUUCUACUUCACAACAACAAGUUAAAAGCCCGAGGGAUCCACCCGCAAGCCUUCCAGGGGCUGAAGAAGCUGCACACUGUCCACUUGUACAACAAUAUGCUAGAAAGGAUUCCCAGUGGACUACCUCGGCGAGUGAAGACACUUAUGAUCCUUCAUAACCAGAUCUUUGAGAUUAACAGGAAUGACUUUGCUACCACUUACUUACUGGAGGAGCUAAACUUGAGCUACAAUAAGAUCACAAGUCCUCAUAUCCAUCGGGAGGCCUUCCGCAAGCUGAGACUGCUAAAGUCCUUGGAUCUUUCUGGGAACAACCUCCACACACUGCCCUUUGGCUUUCCAAAGAACUUGCAGAUUCUGAAACUGAAGGAGAACGACAUAAGCACCAUUCCAAGAAGAGCACUGGCAGGAAUGACAAAGCUGCAGGAGCUAUACCUGAGCAACAAUAAACUGAAAGUCAAUUCCAUUUACAGGGGAGCAUGGAGGGAACUCAACAGUCUCCAGUUAUUAGAUAUGGGUGGCAAUCAGCUGAUCUCUAUUCCAUCGGACUUGCCAGGAUCCCUAGAAUAUCUGUAUCUCCAGAACAACAAAAUCACCAUGGUAUCAGAGAAUGCCUUUGAAUCCACACCCAAUAUAAAAGGAAUUUUCCUCAGGUAUAAUAAGAUAGCGGUUGGAGCAGUGAAGGAAAGUACAUUCCAAAGCCUAAAGCAUUUACAGGUGCUGGAUAUUGAAGGGAACUUUGAAUUCAGUGAUACUUCAAAAAACAGGGAUAAUUCAGAAGAGGAGGAGGAGGAGGAAGAAGAGGAAGAAUCAAGAUAACUAUGAACAUACUCAAGCACAUCAUGUGGAAAAUGUAUGGAAAAUGACAUAUAUUCCUGUAUCUAUAUAUAGAUAUACUGAGAGCACUUAGCGAAAUGUGCGGUGAAUUACACCCAGACUAUUUGUUGUGGCACUGGGCCAGGCUUGAUGAAGACAACCUGUUAUAGUGCUUUAAUCAGGGAGAGACCCUGAAUGCCAUCCUGAAGCUUCCAAUUCAUCUUAUACAAGACUCUGGAUCAUAAGGAAUUGCUCUGGAACUCACAAAAGCUGGCUUUUGUUUCUUCUAUUUCUCUUCCCCUACCAUUUCCAUCUAUAAUAACAAUAUGGGACUGUUUUGAACACAUGCCUUCAGAUGCUGUUUUUGUCACUCCAUUUUAAGUGAACCAUAUAUACGUUUUGUCUCUUUUCUCUCACCCCGAACAGGUGGAUAGUUGAUCAAGAGGGAUGGGUAAUUACAGUAGCUUCAUCUGUGGAGCAGUAUAUGAGGCAUCUUUAUCACCAAACAGCAAUAAGAACAACUAGAUUGGAUUAAUCCAUUCCUCCGUUAAUACAAUAUGUAUAUUUGGAUGAGAAAAGCAAAUUAAGGCUGGAUCCCAUAGUAACUUAUCCCUACUAUCAAAG
Messenger RNA from Dermochelys coriacea (leatherback sea turtle), 2846 nucleotides. It is a transcript of the gene PODN, whose product is annotated as podocan. NCBI's taxonomy places the organism in Eukaryota, Metazoa, Chordata, Testudines, Dermochelyidae. The transcript is spliced from 11 exons. The record is from RefSeq and is a predicted model, not a curated record. Gene Ontology annotation, molecular function: protein binding. Bases 453 to 2225 code for a protein of 590 amino acids.